UAAUUUGGAUCCAUAAUUUCAACAAUUGAAAGUGUCUUUUGACUCGAUCGAUAAAAAAAAAUGUGAUGACUGUAAACAUUGAUUCACCUCAUUCGACACAAUCAUAUUAUAAUGUAGCGCGGCGCCCAAAUCCAACGAGAAUCAUUAUAUAAUCGGUGACAAUCCAAUACGUCAUGAAUUUGUCCGAAACUUGACAACUGCCGACGACGUCGUACUUGGUCUGAUUCAUCUUCCCCGCUCUAGAUGCGUAGAUCUAAAUAAAUUUCCUCCAACUGAAAAAAAAAUCCCAACUCAAGGAAAAAUGGCAGCGUUCAUCAAGCUCGAAGAUUCGCCUAUGUUCCAUAAACAGGUGCGAUCGAUUGAGCAUACAGCGGAUGAGCUAAGAGAUCGUUGCCAGAAGCUGUACAAAGGCUGUAAGAAAUACACGGAAGGGCUUGGGGACGCGUUGAAUUGUGACAUGGGCUUUGCUGCAUCGUUAGAAGCAUUCGGUGGCGGCCUUGAUGACCUUCUUGGUGUAUCUAUUGGAGGCCCGGUGUUGUCAAAAUUUAUCCAUGCAUUGCACGAGCUAGCUACGUACAAGGAAUUUCUUCGUUCUCAAGUUGAGCAUGUACUUGUAGGCCGGUUGUCUCAGUUUUUGUCCGUUGAUUUGCAAGAUGCGAAGGAGUCCCGUCGACGAUUUGACAAGGCCAUAUAUGCAUAUGACCAGGCACGAGAAAAGGUUUCUUCUUUAAAAAGGACUACACGUGAUGAAGUUGUUGUUGAACUAGAAGAGGAUCUACACAAUUCAAAGUCGGCGUUCGAAAGAAGCCGCUUCAAUUUGGUAAAUGCUCUUACUAACGUCGAAGCUAAAAAGAAAUUCGAGUUCUUGGAAUCUUUUAGUGCAAUUAUGGAUGCUCACCUACGAUAUUUCAAAUUGGGAUAUGACCUAUUGAAUCGAAUGGAGCCAUUCAUUAACCAGGUGUUGACAUAUGCGCAACAAUCGAAGGAGCAGGCAAAUAUCGAACAAGACAAACUCGCAAAAAGGAUCCAAGAGUUCAGGACACAAUCGGAACUGAACGAGCUGCUAGCAUCCAGUAAACUUGCUACGUCUUCAAAUUCUAUCGGCAUGAAUGGAUACGGCAUGACUUCGUACAAAAGCAUGGAGGCAAUUAAUCUGGCCACUGCUAAAGGUGAGGUCCAGACAAUCAAGCAGGGGUAUCUUUUGAAAAGGUCUUCGAGCCUGAGAGCAGAUUGGAAGAGGAGAUUCUUUAUUCUCGACAAUCAGGGAACAUUAUAUUAUUACAGAAACAAAGGUGCCAAACCCGGGGGUUCACCUUCGUUUCAUUCUUCGCAACCAUCGGAGCACAACAAUCGUGUAUUUGCUAGAUUUCGGUCGAGGCACCAUCGAGAGUCGUCGCACGGUGAAGAAAGUCUAGGCUGCAGCACCGUCGAUUUGCGUACUUCAACCAUUAAGAUUGAUGCUGAGGAUACUGAUCUUCGACUGUGCUUCAGAAUUAUUUCGCCAAUAAAAACUUACACAUUACAGGCUGAAACCGAAGCAGACAGGGUUGACUGGAUGAACAAAAUCACAGGAGUUAUUACAUCCCUCUUGAAUUCUCACCUGCAGCAGUUGGAUUGGGGGAAAGAAGAUAAUGAUAAAAUAUACGACCCCACGGGUGCAUCUUUUAGUCGUAAUAACAGUGGAAGUACUUCGGAUGACAUUAGAGUAAACCGAACUGAUACUGUUUCGAGUAUUCUGAGGGAAGUACCUGGUAAUAAUCAGUGCGCUGAAUGCGGUGCUUCUGAUCCCGAAUGGGCAUCUUUGAAUCUCGGCAUCUUGAUGUGCAUCGAGUGCUCUGGUAUUCACCGCAAUCUUGGAGUUCACGUUUCUAAGGUUAGGUCAGUGAACUUAGACGUAAAGGUUUGGGAAGCAGUUGUGUUGGAGUUAUUUAAAUCUUUGGGGAAUGCCUACUGUAAUUCUGUCUGGGAGGAAAUGCUUCCACUGCAAAACGACUUACAAAAAGAGUGUGAAACCGCAACAAUUAUCAAACCAAGCCCAGAGGAUGCCACUAAUCAAAAAGAGAAGUUCAUUCAAGCAAAGUAUGUUAGAAAACUUCUUGUAAAUAAAGAAGCCACGUCAUCAAGAAAUCUUUCCGCUUCCACCAUCUGGGAGGCAGUUAGGGCCAACAAUCUACGAGACGUAUACCGUGUGACUAUAGCAUCUGACGUGAAUAUAGUGAACUCAACCUACGACGAAGUAGCUGGUUGCAAUUUGUACCAUGAAGAAACGGAAUCACAGCAAAGCUGUCAUGAUUCUGACAAGACACGGUUGGAUCCAGCAACAUGCGAGAAAAUCAAAUCUUCCCAUGAUCCAGGGGACUGUCUUCAGGGAUGUUCUUUAUUACAUUUAGCAUGCAACUGCGGGAAUUUGGUGAUGCUCGAGCUAUUAUUGCAGUUAGGCGCUGAUAUAAACAAGCGCGACGUUCAUGGGAGAACUCCUCUACAACAUUGCAUCUUGAAGGGAAACAAUGCAAUGGCAAAGUUUUUGCUUCGAAGGGGUGCACGAGCAUCUAUAAAGGACGGUGGGGGAUUUACUGCUUUAGAAAGGGCAAUGGAAAUUGGAGCAAUAACUGAUGAGGAACUCUUUAUCUUGCUUUCCGAGAGUGAGUAAAAGAUUGUCGAGUAUUAAUUUGUAAGUUCGUUUACACAUGAUUGUUUACUCGAGACGCGUGUUUGGAUUUGUGGUGUAUGUAUCCAUCCAUGUAUGUAUCAAUUUUGUUUUUUUGUUGAAAAUUGAAGUCUUGUUGAACAUAUAACAAAUAGGGUUCGAAAAUGUGCGUUGCUCAACUUUUCAUGAGAUUAUAAAUGUCAAACUUGCACAGCAGAUAUGCUAUUCUGAAUUAAAGCAGAUACGUUUAUUUA
Molecule: messenger RNA, 2901 nt
Organism: Erythranthe guttata (spotted monkey flower)
Lineage: Eukaryota; Viridiplantae; Streptophyta; Magnoliopsida; Lamiales; Phrymaceae
Source: RefSeq, a predicted model, not a curated record